UUGGAAGUGAAUAUUGAUCGGAAAUUUUAGCCCUAUUUUUUAACUCGUCAACUCUUCACACAUCUCUUCUGCCCUUGAGCUCCACUCCUUCAAAGCAGUAAUGGCGAAUUCGAAUUUCGCCAUCCCGAUCUUCAUUCUCGCCGCUCUGUUACUGGCCGCAUCGACCAUCGCCAACUCCCAAGCUCCAUUCAUCGUCGCCCAUAAGAAGGCCUCUCUCACUAGGCUCAAAUCCGGCUCCGAACGCGUCUCCGUUUCCAUCGAUAUUUACAAUCAAGGAUCCGCGACUGCUUAUGACGUUACACUUAUUGAUGAUAACUGGUCUAGUGAUGUAUUUGGCAUUGUUGCUGGCAACACUUCAGUCUCAUGGGAAAGGCUUGAUGCUGGGGUAGUUCUAUCACAUUCCUUUGAGUUGGAGGCAAAAACAAAAACUGUGUUUUAUAGCCCACCCGCAGUGGUAACAUAUCGUAUUCCUACAAAAUCCACCUUACAGGAGGCAUUCUCAACUCCAAUCCUACCACUUGAAAUCCUAGCUGAUAGGCCCCCGGUGAAGAAGCUUGACUGGGCAAAGAAGCUGCUACAAAAAUACGGAUCUCUUGUUUCGGUUAUAUCGAUUGUUGUGCUGUUCGUGUACCUGGUGGGGAGUCCAUCCAGUGGUGCUAAGGGAAGCAAGAAGAAGCGCUAACUAACAAAAUGAUGUGAGAUUCCUACAUGUUACAACCUUAUCACUCUCUACACUGUAACAGGUUUUGCUGGUUUUCGGGUUCUGUUUUGUUAUUACAAUUUCACACUUGUAGCAAUAGACAUUAGACACUGAGAUAGCUUGGUAGUACAUCGGCCUCUCUUCAUAUUUAGCUAUCUAUAAAAACCCUUUUAUCUUUGAUAUUUUGCUCUUGUGGAGAGUUCUCAAAGUUAUCAGUGGUGAAAUGCAUCUUCCGGAAAUUUGCAGAA
Molecule: messenger RNA, 948 nt
Organism: Salvia splendens (bonfire salvia)
Lineage: Eukaryota; Viridiplantae; Streptophyta; Magnoliopsida; Lamiales; Lamiaceae
Product: translocon-associated protein subunit beta
Exons: 6
Coding region: 101-682 (193 amino acids)
Cellular component (GO): endoplasmic reticulum
Source: RefSeq, a predicted model, not a curated record